Molecule: messenger RNA, 2982 nt
Organism: Penicillium longicatenatum
Lineage: Eukaryota; Fungi; Ascomycota; Eurotiomycetes; Eurotiales; Aspergillaceae
Product: putative cytokinesis regulator (Byr4)
Exons: 2
Coding region: 1-2982 (993 amino acids)
Biological process (GO): mitotic spindle orientation checkpoint signaling; regulation of Ras protein signal transduction
Cellular component (GO): mitotic spindle pole body; SIN/MEN two-component GAP complex
Molecular function (GO): GTPase activator activity
Source: RefSeq, a predicted model, not a curated record
AUGGAGUCGAUAAAUCCUCAAACACGACCGGAGGAAGACGAGCAAAUCGAAUGCUGGGAUGAUGAUGACGAUUUACAAUUUACUGAGGGCCUUCAAUCCCGUGCGGCAUCCAGUACAGGGUCGAUGGCCAAUUCUUCAUUCCGACCAUCCGGUCAUCGCGAUUCGAUAUCGUCGAGGCGGUCUGCUCGGUCCGAUCUGGACUCAAAUGUUGGAGACGAAGACUGGCAGGUCCCUUUACAUGACAACGAUGAGUUCGCUAAAGAAGAAGCUCUCGCCUCGGCCAAAAAUGCAGGGAUUCCUAUUCCCGCCAACAUUCCUAGCUCUGCGCUUCUCGGAGGUGCCAUCAAGCGCCUGUCCAUUCGAAAGCCCAAGAGGAGCUUUGUAGAUGACUGGUCUGAGGAUGUAGAGCUCCCUGGUCCGGAUGCAAUACUACAACUCAGAACAGCUCAAGAGGUGAAAUUUCCAGAAUCAAUCCGACAGAUAAGCUCAACAGUUACAAGUCCGGUGAAGUCUACAGCUUCCUCAUCUUGGGAUGAGAACAUCCCAACUCGCCUGCAACCAGCGCUGGGAAAUCUAGAUCGCUUUCGGGAUAAUGAAGAUGAUGGCCCUAUCAAUUGGGAUGUUCCAACCAUUAAAGCACCCAACCCACGAUCCCCACAGAAGAUUGCCACAAAGGCGGCUGGAAGGAACCUAAAUGCGGAACAAGAAGCAGACUUUUUUGAUGAAGACCUUGAAUUGCCGCCAGACUGCCAAUCCCUACGACUAUCACAUCGAAAAGAUACUACUGGCGUCUCCAGCCCCGUUUUAGAGGACUUUGAUCUAGAAUGGUCCGAAGGAAGCAUCGGUGUCCGAGUUGGCGGGACAGCUCGAGAUGGCCGCUCAAUUCCUAGUUCCUCGAUAUCUAUCGCCAGCCCCAGCGUUUCAAGUUGUCUGACCGCGGAAAGUGAAGAGGACGGCCUGGAUGGCCUAGUAUUCCCAGAUGGACCAUUGGAUUUCACCGCGUCUCUCAAAAGACGAGAAGAGGAAACCACUCAUGAGAAUGCUGCCUUAGCGGAAGCCAAGCAGGAAUCUCUGGCUGGGAAGUCGUCGGACGCGGAUGACUUUUUCUCUGGCAUCGAGGUUGACAACGGGAAAGCUUUCGCAUCAAAGAAAUUAACCCUUAACCCCAAUGUAAAACGAAAGACAGAGUGGCCAGCCAGCCCAACGCGGCGAUCUUCAACAACCUUGACCUUCACUACUUCCGGCACUGGUGCAGUCAACACAGCAGGCUCCCCUCGCCAGAACACUCGCAUCCCACGCUUAUCUGGCCAUGACAGGAAUCAUUCGACCCAUCUUGAGACCGUUUCAGAAAGUGGUGCGCCAAUAUCUAAGUUCCAAAGACCCCAGUCCCGACUUGGGCAUUCGUCUCAGUCUUCAAUAUCCAGUCUUCAGUCUGCUAGUGUGGUUUCAAAUUCUCCAAAUCCAAACCCCGCAGGCCGAAGGCUUCUUGGAGCGCGAGCUCCUCAGGCCGCAGCCCCCGCCGGGGAUUCCUGUACGCCUCCCAGACAACUUCGCACGAAGAGGUCCUUGCCUUCCAUUCGUGGCGUUGCAUCCGCUUCUUCAGCUCAGAAUCCGCAACGAUUGCCAUCCAAUCCAGAUGGCUAUAUUCGUCCAUCAGUGAAUCGACCAAAGACACCAGUGGAACGCACGAUCGUGGGAGGAAGAACAUCUAGCCGGAGGCCGCCAGCUCCGUUCAUUCCACCAAGUGCAUCGGAAAGGCAGUCGCACCAAAACAACAUUAAAACAUACCGUCCUGCUCGUCGCCACAACUCUGAUAGCUCCAGUGACCUACUCAGUCCCCAAGGCACCUACUCUCGACUUUCACGAUCAAACCGACCGGAAGGUUUCCGUCUGAGCCUCGACGACAGCAAAACGGAGAGCGCUAGCCCAACGGCUAAACGCACACUAACUCGACCGACUAGGCGACGCAAUUUCGGAGAUGGAACCGAGUUGGAGUCCUUUGAUGAUUUGCCUACAUCGGUCUCAACAGAGAGCAGGUUUACCAAGAACCCUGCCGGUCGAGGUGCCCCUCGAUCAGUGCGUGCCAGGCUGAGCCAGAGCCGCAUUACUCCACCUGGCGAAUCCCCGACACAAUCCUCUACACCACCCACGAUCUCUAAGCCUCCGGCAUCUACGCCACGUUUUGCCCGAGACACGAAUGCCUCCCGGAAUGCGCGAGAGCAGCGUAUUGCAUCCAUAAACCCCCGAAACCGUGAUACGACCCCACUUGGUUCCUUCAAUCCGAAUUGGAAGGCCCACCCCAUAUCUCGAAUAUCUCCAAUUGCCGCGCCGAUUCGCAGCCGCAAAAGUGGAUCAUCCACCAAAUCUCAAUCUAAGCCUCAUUUGAUCAAGCCCAUGGGAUCGGGGGUGCAGGAGUCUAAAUCCGUGAGAGGCAUGCACUACAACCCUGACACUUUUCGUUGGGAAGGUAACGAAAACCUGGUACAGGAGUUCGACAUCGCGACUGCACCCAAAUCACCGAAACCCGCUCCAGCUCUUAUCAGUAAUGUGGGUGCUGUGAAUAAUGCCCAAGCUGUAGGUGGUAUGAUCUUUGAUCCACGGCGCAUGUGCUGGCUUCGAGCCACGCCUCUCGCAUCCGGGCAGCAAGGUGGAAUCGCUCUCGAGGACGAUGACGAUGUUUUUGCCGGCCUAGAUGAUUUAGAUGAUAAGACCAUCGGCAUCAAACGAGACUCUGAAACAGUGGUCGGAUCCACCCCUAAUACCACCAGGGAUGAUCCGAGUGCAGGGGAGUCUUCCGACGAAGGGCCCAUCACCGAAGAAUUUGAUGUGGGCCCAGAAUUCAUCCGCCGCCAGAGAGCAGAGGAAGAGAAGUGGAGGCGGAAGGUAGACAAGUGGAUUGGCUUUGACCGUGGAUAUGGUGAUGGUCACUGGCGAUGGGCCAUCCGCGACCUGACUGAUGGCAUGGGGCACCCCGCCGAUUAA